UAAAACACGAGAUAAAUAAAAAGUAAGCCCGUAGUGCGCCUGCGCCCUUACGUCACCAGUGUCAAUUCGCCAUCGAUUGUAGCCGAGAAGUCGUCAUGGCGAGUGGAUAUUGAUGUUUGGCUACUAGAAUAAGAUCAAGAUAACCAUGGGGUCGUUGUUCCGCAGUGAAGAGAUGGCGCUAUGCCAACUCUUCCUUCAGAGUGAAUCGGCAUACACUUGCGUGUCCGAGCUUGGAGAACUCGGACUGGUGCAGUUCAGAGAUCUCAACCCAGAUGUGAAUGCAUUCCAACGCAAAUUCGUGAAUGAAGUCCGCCGCUGCGAUGAGAUGGAGAGGAAGCUCCGCUACCUGGAGAGGGAGAUCCGCAAGGAUGGGAUUCCAGUGCUGGAUACCGGGGAGAAUCCCGAGGCUCCCAUGCCGAGGGAAAUGAUCGACUUAGAGGCGACAUUUGAGAAACUCGAGAAUGAGCUGAAAGAAGUGAACAGCAAUGCCGAAGCUCUCAAGAGGAAUUACUUGGAGUUGACGGAACUGAAGCACAUCCUGAAGAAGACCCAGGUUUUCUUUGACGAGGCCAUGUACCCCCCAAAUCUACCUUACGACCAAGAUGUCUAUUUUGACGAUGAUGAGCGUGUUAACCUGCUGACCGACACGUCGCUCCACCAACUCAAACAUAUUGGGUUUGUGGCUGGUGUGAUCCUGCGUGAGAGGAUCCCCGCCUUUGAGAGAAUGCUGUGGCGUGCUUGCCGAGGCAAUGUGUUCCUCAGGCAGGCAGAGAUCAAUGACCCACUCGAGGAUCCGGCUACAGGAGAGCAGGUGUACAAGUCGGUAUUCAUCAUCUUCUUCCAAGGUGAUCAGCUGAAAAUGAGAGUCAAGAAGAUUUGUGAAGGUUUCCGUGCCACCAUGUACCCAUGCCCUGAGGCUCCAGCUGAUCGCCGUGAAAUGGCCAUGGGAGUGAAGACUCGUCUGGAUGACCUUAGCACUGUACUGAGCCAGACCCAAGACCACCGUCACCGUGUGUUGGUGUCGGCUGCCCGCAAUAUCCGUGCAUGGAUGAUGAAAGUGUGGAAGAUCAAGAGCAUUUACCACACACUCAAUAUGUUUAACUUGGAUGUCAUUCAGAAUGGCUUGAUCGCUGAAUGCUGGAUUCCAGUUGCCAACUUGGAAGAUGUACAGCUAGCCCUACGCCGUGGAACAGAAAAGAGUGGGAGCUUGCCAGCAAUUUUGAACCGGCUCAGCACCCAUGAAGCGCCUCCAACUUUUCACCGAACAAACAAAUUUACAAAGGCUUUCCAGGCUUUGAUUGAUGCAUAUGGAGUUGCAACUUACCGUGAAAUCAAUCCUGCACCAUACACCAUCAUCACCUUCCCCUUCCUCUUUGCCAUCAUGUUUGGCGAUGUGGGUCAUGGCAUUAUCAUGGCCCUUUUCGGUGGAUGGAUGGUAUGGAGGGAGAAGCCUCUCUCUGCCAAGAAGACUGACAAUGAGAUUUGGAAUAUUUUCUUCGGUGGUAGGUACAUCAUCCUGUUAAUGGGCAUGUUCUCCAUGUACACGGGCCUGAUUUACAAUGACAUCUUCUCCAAAGCCUUGAACAUAUUUGGUACAUCAUGGCAUGGCAAUUACAAUGAGAGCACCCUGUUAACCAACAAGGAGCUGACAUUGGACCCAGGCAACAAGGAACAGUAUGACCAGUACCCAUACCCCUUUGGUCUGGAUCCUGUUUGGCAGAUUGCUCUCAACAAGAUCAAUUUCUACAACUCGUAUAAAAUGAAAAUUUCCAUCAUUUUUGGCAUCAUCCACAUGUUGUUUGGUGUCAUCCUGAGUGUAUGGAACCACAGGUUCUUCAACAAGCCCAUGAACAUCUACUGUGAGUUCAUCCCCCAGAUAAUUUUCUUGACCUGCUUGUUCGGGUACUUGGUUCUUCUGGUGUUCCACAAGUGGGUAUGGUACGGGGCAGGUGGUGCAGAUAGCGUUUCUCCCAACUGUGCUCCUUCCAUCCUCAUCACCUUCAUUAACAUGGUCUUGAUGAAAGGAUAUCAACCAACACCAGAGGGUGACCCCUGCUCACCAUAUAUGUAUGCUGGGCAGUUUGGCUUCCAACGAUUCCUUGUUUGCGUUGGGCUGAUAUGUGUACCUUGGAUGCUCAUCGCUAAACCUUUCAUUCUUCACCGUAAUAACAAGCGCAAGCUGAUGAUGUCACAAGCAAAUGGAGGAGAAGGUGUCAUUGAAGAAGGUGGUGGUGAGGCCGCAGCUGCCGCAGCCACAGAGGAAGUGCAUGACAUGGGGGAGAUCAUGAUCCAUCAGGGCAUCCACACCAUUGAAUAUGUCCUCGGCUCUGUGUCUCACACUGCCUCAUACCUGCGACUGUGGGCCCUGUCACUUGCCCAUGCUCAACUGAGUGAGGUGCUGUGGCAGAUGGUUCUACGUGUUGGACUAACAGCUGGCGGUACAGGUGGGGUUGGUGGCGUUGUCACUUACUUCAUCUUCGCAGCCUGGGCAUCCCUCACUAUUGCCAUCCUUGUGCUCAUGGAGGGGCUAUCUGCCUUCUUGCAUACCCUUCGACUGCAUUGGGUGGAGUUCCAGAGCAAGUUUUACGGAGGUGGUGGAUACGCCUUUGUGCCAUUUGCCUUUGAAACAAUCCUUGAACAUGCAGAAACAGCUGUUACAGAGUGAUGGCCCAAGGAAAAUUCAAACAAAAGAAAGAAAUUGGAAUUGAACAAGUAUUAGUAUUAUUGAUUGCAUUAUUAUCUUGUUCUAGAAUUUCUCAAAAAAUCAGUAUCAUCCAGUGUUCAGCAAUAGACUUUAUGUAUUCAAAAUGCUUUUUUUUUUCUGUGUAUCAUAGAUUUAAAAUUUAAAAUCCUGCAUUUAUAAUAAUCAUGUUCUCAUUGCAAAAAAAAAAAAGAAGAGAUAGGUAAAGUUAGGGAAGCAGUAGUAAUUUUUUUUUUUAUUAAUCUACUACCAAAAGCAUCCGAGUUAAAAGCCAAAUCCAGUGACUAAGCUUUGUGUACACCUGGAAAAACUAGUGUUAUUCUGAGCUUUAGAUUAUAUAUGAAUAUAUAUAUUGACAUUGUUAUAUUGGAUUAAAAGAAUAUAAUGGCCAUUCAAUCAGUGUAUUGAACAAUAAAUAUUCAAAUAACUGUUAAUGUAAAAUGAGGCUGUAAUGAUUUUUUUUGGCAUGUGGCUUAUUAAAAAAUCUUCAGCAAGACACAUCGUAUAUGAUAAAAAAGCAAGGAUAUCUAGCUUUGCAGUUAGAGUAAGUGCUAGGAAAAUGUUAAUUUUCAUAGUUCAGUGAUAACCCCCACCCUUAUUAUUGCAAUUAACUACAGGAGAUUUUUGUUUGUUUAUCCUUUUUUUAUUUCUUUAAAAUCUAGUUAUUAUUAUUUAUUAUAUUUUAUUUAUGAUUUUGUAAAAGCAGCUCUAAAAUUAUCAGGAAGAAUAAUUAUCUAUUUUUAUCAUAUUUUCAUUGAUGUUUGGGGGUUUCUGUCCUAUUGUUUUCAUUUUUGCCUACAAAAAUGUUAGUGUUUCUUCUUACCCCCCCUCCACCCCUUGUAUUCCAAACGAAAUGGAACUUUUGCUUCAACAAUAGUAAAAAGUAAUGGUUUGACACUUUUUGUUAAAUCUCAAGCACAAUUUUUUAAAGGAAUUUCAUACUAGUUAUACCUUUGAGUUGUGUAUACAGCUUGACCUAGUUAUUUCCUUAACUCAUGUGACCAUCAUUUGAUGAAAUGAAGCAAAGAAAACUGUGUAUUUUCUUCUUUUAAAAAGGAAUUUUCCCUUUCCUGGCUUCUGUAAUGGGUGCCAUUUUUCUUCUUUCCUCUUUUAUAUUUAUGUAUUUUGAAUGGCUGCAUUUCGGGAAUGUAAAUGCAUUUUGUGAAUUUGGUUUGUCUGGAGAAGUGGGCAUUUUAUUUUGGCCACGAAAGUGUGUUUGUGUAUUUAAUACCAUCAUCUCUAUUUGCAAGAGACUACUUGUUCAGAUACUUUUAGUUCCUAUUCUCACCAUGUCUGUAUGUUGUAGUGGAAUUACCUUGUGAGAGCAGCUGAGGAAUCUCAUUUCGUCUCUGUGACCCUGUUGGUUUUAGACCUUGUCCCCAUAGCCAUCUUAAAUAUGAUUUUUUAUUUUUUUAUUUUUUUCAUUAUUUUUUUGUGUCUAACAGAGAAAAGAUUUUGUCAAUUGAUAUGUAUGAAGUAAUGUAGUACGAAUGUGAAGAGCAUAAAUUGUUACCUAUGUUGCAAACUUUGGAAGAUAUUUCUAGUCAUUGUUUGAUUUGUUAUGAGACCUAAUUUGGCUUGUCUUCAAUAAAUUAAGUUAGAAAACCAAUAAGGUUUGUAUUUUUAUUUUACUCCAUAUUAUAUAUAAACUGUAGUUUUACAAGGCUGAAAUUACACCCAAUUUUUGGUUAUCAACAUUAAGAGGAAAAAGUAUACAUAAAAUCUAAUGACAAUAUUGCAAGCUUUGUGACUAUAGUGAUUCUACAACUGAAAAUCAAUAUUGGAACAGACAAGUAAAUACAGUGAUGUCAUUUAUAUUCCAUAAAAUAAACUUAUAUCUAUUACCAAUAUAUAUAUAAAUAUAUAUCAUAUACAUACAAAGCAAAAUGAAACGUGAUAUAUGGUUAAACGGUAAUCAACUGAAUGUCUACACCAAUUUCUAGCUGUAGUCACAGCCAUUUUGUGAGAGAACAUACAUUCUCACUUCCCUGAAUUUUCCCCCAUUGGUUUACAUAAAUAUUUCCAUGACAAUUGCUAUAGCUUUUGGAGACAAAUUCUCCUUGUUAUUGCUGUAUCCUGAUAAUAGUGCUUUACUACUGCUACAUUCUUCUGAGUGAAUAUGAAAUACAUAUGAGACCUAUGUCUUUCAACUAAUGUUCUCAAGAAUAAUUAUUUUGAGGAAUAAUAAUAAUAAUAAUAAACAUAUAGACAAACAAUAUAUACUUUUCUGGAAGGCAAUAAUUCUGUGAAGUAUCAAUAUACAAGCCUUAGAAGAUACAUAAUAGCAUUACAUAAAUAUUUAAAAAACUGCGCAUAUGUUCCAUUAAAUACGGACUUCCUUUGAGAAAGCAAAAAAA
Messenger RNA from Penaeus vannamei (Pacific white shrimp), 5058 nucleotides. Its product is annotated as V-type proton ATPase 116 kDa subunit a 1. Gene Ontology annotation, biological process: vacuolar acidification; proton transmembrane transport. Lineage: Eukaryota; Metazoa; Arthropoda; Malacostraca; Decapoda; Penaeidae. The record is from RefSeq and is a predicted model, not a curated record. Gene Ontology annotation, cellular component: vacuolar proton-transporting V-type ATPase, V0 domain; plasma membrane; vacuolar proton-transporting V-type ATPase complex. Gene Ontology annotation, molecular function: ATPase binding; proton-transporting ATPase activity, rotational mechanism.